This is a messenger RNA of Grosmannia clavigera kw1407, 1314 nucleotides long. RefSeq names its product salicylate hydroxylase. Gene Ontology annotation, molecular function: monooxygenase activity; FAD binding. Lineage: Eukaryota; Fungi; Ascomycota; Sordariomycetes; Ophiostomatales; Ophiostomataceae. The record is from RefSeq and is a predicted model, not a curated record. The coding region runs from base 1 to 1314 and encodes 437 amino acids. The transcript has 7 exons.
AUGGCUCUGAAUGUUGCAAUUAUCGGCGGCGGCAUUGCUGGCUUCUCGGCUGCCAUCUCUCUGCGUCGUGCCGGCCACGUCGUCCGGGUCUACGAGCGAUCGUCGCUCAAUAACGAAGUCGGUGCCGCCAUCCACGUUCCGCCCAACGCUUCCCGCGCCCUCUUAGCAUGGGGACUGGAUCCUGUCGGUGCCAAGUUCGUCACCACAAAGUCCAGCUUCCGCGCCUUCGCAAAGACACUGCAGAGAUUCCACGUGGGAACGACCGAGGCCCAGAUCCCGCUACAGUGUGGUGCUCCCUGGUUCCUGGCCCAUCGUGUCGAUCUGCAUGAAGAGCUCAAGCGGCUCGCCACCUCGCCCGAUGGCCAGGGCACUCCUGCCUGCGUCUUUCUCAAGUCCGAGGUGGUGAAAUAUAACGCAGAUGCACCCUCAGUGAUGCUCGCGGAUGGAAAGACCAUCGAUGCCGACGUCGUUGUUGCUGCUGAUGGAAUUCACACCAGCGCCGUCGAAGCGGUCUUGGGACGAGCAAACCCGCCUGAGCCGUCCAAGGACCUCUACAACUUCUGCUACCGCUUCCUCAUCCCCGCUGCCGAUCUCGAGGCCGAUCCUGCGACCCAGUUCUACAACCAGGACGAUGAUGGUCGCAUGAAAUUCUUCACUGGCGAUCUGAAGAGGAUUGUCUCAUAUCCCUGUCGGAACAAUGAGGUGCACAACUUCGUCGCCAUAUUUCAUCAGAAUAAUCUCGACCUGAUGAAGAAAGAAGACUGGCAGGCUUCCGUCGACAAGGGAAAACUUCUCGAGAAGUACUCCGACGUUCAUCCAGAUCUCUUUGCUGUUAUCAGCAAAGCAACAGAAGUGAAGCAGUGGGCAUUAUUGUUUCGACCGCCCAUUCCGACCUGGACAAAUGGAACCUUGGCACUGGCUGGCGAUGCUGCCCAUCCUAUGCUUCCUCAUCAGGGACAAGGUGGUGCCCAAGGCAUCGAGGACGGAGUCGUUCUCGGAAUGGUCCUCGUUGGUGCCACCAAGGAGAACACGGCCGAGAGACUGAAGCUGUACGAGAAGAUCAGACGGAACAGAGCUAGUCUCAUCCAGAUUUUCAGUAAUGCCGGCCAGGAUGAGCCAGAGCUCAUCCGCAAGGAUGCAUCUGCCUUCAUGCCAGCAGACAAGGUCCCAACAUGCCCAGAAGACUUCUUCGAUUACAAUUUCAGCUACGACAUUGUGCAAGACACGGUCAACCAUCUCAAGAAGCUCGUUUCUCAGUUUAAGCUUCCCGAAACCUUUUUUCAAAACAAGCCUGGGAGAGGUGCUUACCCGUAG